AUGUCGUUCCAGGCGAUGCGUCGCGCGCUGAUACGCGCCGCCGAGGUCUCGGUGCGCGGCGGUCCGCCGGUGGGAACCGUCGCGACGGGUCGCGGUCGAUGGACCGCCGCGCGGAUCCACGAGGUGGAGCGAUCCUACGCAUCACCGUUCGCGCGCUCGGCGCGAAGGCGCGUCCACACCGACGAUCCUUACACCCCCGCGCAUCGCGCGAAAGCCGUCGCGAUGGCCGGGCCGCUCGGCCUGGUGGCGGGGAUGUUCGGCUCCGUCGUGGGCGUGGGCGGAGGCGUGCUCAUCGUCCCGGCGAUCACCAGCGCGGUGCCCAUCCCCCAGCGCGUCGUCACCGGUACCUCCCUCAUCGCGGUCCUGUCCACCGCGGGCGUCGCCACGUACAACUUCUCGCACGCCGGUCUCGUCGAUCCCACCGCCGCGGCCAUCCUGGGCGGCUCCGCCAUGCUCAGCGCGCCCUUCGGAGCGAGACUCACCACCAGAUUGGACUGCGUGCAGCUGCGGAGGAUCCUCGCGUACUUUUUGCUCUGCGCCGCGCCGCUCGUGCCGCUCAAGGCGGCCGUGUUUCACUACCGAGGCGACGGGACAGAAGGCGGCGACGGCGAACAAGGCGGCGGGACGAACGGGGACGGUCACUGGACGGACGGCGGCGGCGGCGGGAUUCGAUCCGGCGACCUCACGAAGGGCGAAGAAGACGCGGCGUCGCCUCCGUCGGCGUCGGUUGUUCAAAAAUUUGACGCCGUCGAAGCCGCGCCGAAGCUCGCCGCCAUCGGCGUGACCGCCGGCCUCGCGUCCGGUCUCCUCGGCAUAGGCGGCGGCACGAUCGUCACGCCGCUCCUCGCGCUCGUGUCGCCGCUGCCGCAGGCGGCGGUGUUGGGAACCAGCCUGCUCGCGAUGCUCCCGCCCUCUGCGGUGGCGCUCUUACAGCAUCGCGCGCUGGGAAACGUGGACUUCAGGAUGGGCGCCGCGCUCGCGGCGGGGACCGCGCUGGGGGGCGCGGUGGGCAGCGGGAUGGCGGUCGACGCGCCGAGGGGAGCGCUGGAGGCGGUGUUCUUCUGCGGGAUGCUGUUCCUGAGCAGGCGAACCUUCGCGACCAUCCGGCCGAAGGCGAAGAAUUGA
Messenger RNA from Micromonas commoda, 1125 nucleotides. It is a transcript of the gene PRM1, whose product is annotated as 4-toluene sulfonate uptake permease. Gene Ontology annotation, cellular component: membrane. The record is from RefSeq and is a predicted model, not a curated record. Bases 1 to 1125 code for a protein of 374 amino acids. NCBI's taxonomy places the organism in Eukaryota, Viridiplantae, Chlorophyta, Mamiellophyceae, Mamiellales, Mamiellaceae. The transcript has a single exon.